CAAUCACGAUUUGAAGUAAUUUUUUCAAGGUGAUAUGGAAAUAUUAUUUUGAACGUACAGACCUUGUCAAAUGGAUAAGUUAUUUAAAUUUCGAACAAACAUAAGUGCUUUUAGAAGGUACUUGUCAACACCGCCAUCAAAUCAAAAUGGAAGCAAUAUCUCACCUCAGUACCGACCUAGCGAACUUCAGAAGCUUAUUCUCGUGUGGACGAAAAAAUAUAAAAGCAAGCAAGACAUACCUCAGCUUGUUGCCCCUGACUUGAUUCACCGAGCCCAAAGUGAAGCGAGAAUUAAGAUUUCUAAUAUCUUGAUAGUUCUAACUAUACUGGCCAGUGUUGCCGCUGUCUUAUCAGGUAAAGCUGCUGCAAAGAGAGGUGAAUCUGUCCAGCAAAUGAAUAUAGAUUGGCACAAGAAAUACAAUGAGGACUAUGAAAAUAAACAAGCAAGCAGCAAAUAAACUGAUUGAUUUUCACAAAAUAUUUAUUAUGUAGAGAAAAAUAUUAAAAUAUAUUCUUUGUAUAUUCA
Danaus plexippus (monarch butterfly) is the source of this 525-nucleotide messenger RNA. RefSeq names its product UPF0389 protein GA21628. The record is from RefSeq and is a predicted model, not a curated record. The transcript is spliced from 2 exons. Bases 71 to 457 code for a protein of 128 amino acids. NCBI's taxonomy places the organism in Eukaryota, Metazoa, Arthropoda, Insecta, Lepidoptera, Nymphalidae.